AUGGGGAGUGAAAAAAAUCGAUACAAAUCAAAAUAUCAAUCAAAUAAAUCAGAAAUACAGCGACAAAAAAAUAUGCCGAAGGAGUCCCAAUUCACUCGUCAUAUGAACGAAACAACAAAAAUUAAACAAAAGUUUUUGACUAAUAACCUGCAAAGUAUUAUGGGUGGUGAUAUCUACUUAGAUCCUAAAGAAGAAUUUUUCUUAUCUACGUUAAAUAAUUAUCAUAAUAAUUAUCCUUCAGGGUCGCUUACUUUGUUCCAUAAUAACACUUCAGAUACUAGGCCACAUAUUUCUCGUCCAAAAACGCAUCCUUCGAUUGCUAACAACAAACCAAGUGUUAGACUUGAAGUUUGUCCUUCAUCCGAGUAUCAACCGUUUGUACUUCCGCAUCCACAGGAUAAUAGUACGCCAAAUUAUGCACAGGAUACUUCCAGAAUUAAAUCCGAAGGUUGUAAUUCAGGAAGCGGAUCCGAUUAUAAUUCAAAAAAUGGAUCCAGUAUUUGUCAUUCAGGAAAUAGGUCUGACAUUGGUAAUUCAGGGAAUGGAUCUGACAUUGGUAAUUCAGUAAAUGGAUCAGACAAUUGUGAUUCAAGAAAUGGACCCAAUAGUUGUAUUUCAGAAAAUGAACCUUAUAUUGGUAAUUUAGGAGAUGAACUCGUAAACUAUAAUGAAUUUAACCGUUGCAAUUUGAGGGAUGGAUCCGACUAUUAUGACUCAGGAAAUCGAUCAGACAGUCAUAAUUUAGAUAUUAUUAACUUAUUGUCUGAACAAAAUGUUUAUAAUUCAAGACUUGGAUUUGAAGAUCAUGAUUCGGGAAAUGAUUUCAUAGGUUAUGGUUCAAGAUUUUUAG
Molecule: messenger RNA, 850 nt
Organism: Racocetra persica
Lineage: Eukaryota; Fungi; Glomeromycota; Glomeromycetes; Diversisporales; Gigasporaceae
Source: the annotation of a GenBank genome assembly